AUGCACUUGCUGUUAUCAUAUCUUGAAGUGUUCUCAUACCUUUUGAUAGGAUUGUCCAAGGAGAGGGGGUCAGGGGGGCAACGUAAGCAGGAUCUAGAUCUAAGAGUGGGGACUUGGAACAUAGGUAUCCUAGAAGUCAAGUCGUUAGAGUUGGCCAAUGAGCUUUCUAAAUACAGGAUUCAUGUAGCAUGUGUUCAAGAGACUAGGUGCAAGGGGCAAAAAGUAAAAGGUAUAAAGGGAUAUAAGUUGUGGUAUGCGGGUUUGGACGGCAGACGUAACGGGGUUGACAUCCUAGUGUCUAAUGAUAUCCUAAAGCAAUUGGUUGAAGUAAGGAGGUGUAAUGACAGGAUUAUGCUAGUUAGGAUAGUAGUAGGGGAAGAGAUUAUAUCCAUUGUCAGUGGUGUUGGGUACAGAGAUGCCCACCCAACACAAGCUUUUAGUACUGGUUUACAGGAUGAGGAAGAAAAUCGUAGAGAAGAAGGUCGAGUCCAAGGGAAAGAUCAUGUGGGGGAGACUCAAAGGGGAUAUAGUCACAACCCUGUCAAGCAAGAUAAUAAGUUUAUUGGGCCUCCCAAUUCAGUCAGAGGAUGCGAAUGA
Amaranthus tricolor (Joseph's coat) is the source of this 597-nucleotide messenger RNA. RefSeq lists its product as uncharacterized. The transcript is spliced from 3 exons. Bases 1 to 597 code for a protein of 198 amino acids. The record is from RefSeq and is a predicted model, not a curated record. Lineage: Eukaryota; Viridiplantae; Streptophyta; Magnoliopsida; Caryophyllales; Amaranthaceae.